AAUCAGCCUCCUAACGGCAGGGGCCCGGCGCUCCACAGACGGGACACUUUUUUUUAGCUGGCCACACCGUGAAAAAGCAAAUCACAAAAGAAGCAUGUGCGUGUUGAAGAAACUCAACGUGUCUCUAUUCACACGGACAAGGAAACUGGAUUAUUACAGGUAACAAACGUCAUGCUCGGAGGAAAACUCUCAUCGCAGGUUUUCGUCAUCCUCCAACAUAUCUGACCAAAUAAGAACUAGGUUAGCCCAUGAUGAAACUGAUUUUUGUGAACCUCCGCUCACUUCCUUGUUUGGGGGGAGACCGGCUAUAAGCUCCGCCUUUUUACUUAUACUCGAAUGAUAGCUCUGCCCACAGCCAGUUCGUUGAGAAAUGUAUGCAGCGUAGUUCGAGUGAGCUGUACGGCCAUUCGGUGCAACCUUAUUGUGUUCGGAAAAUGACCAUCGUGAUUAUAAUAACCUACAUGCGGUAUUGACAGGCUAGCGGCGAGUUCACGCGAGAUCCGAGAGACUUUUAGAGAUAAUAAGCUGGUUAAGGCCUUCCUCUUGGACAGUGGGUACGUACUGGUGUCACACCAGCCUCCCUAAGCAUUGUCACACUCGGCCGGCGGAGAGAUUAGGGUUUUGAUCAGAUUAGCGUGCUCUUCGCCAGUUCACGGCGAUCAGUGGAACUCAAGCCCACGAGAGACUUGCUUUCUCCAGGCCAAGUUAUAGGCUUCUGCCUGCCCUCAUCCGUUCAGCCAGCUAGCGGCCGCGGUAACAUUUUACAGUUGUUACAGUUUUACAAACUAUUGGAACGCAGACUUUUGCAUUUAGCACUUUCCACACAGCAGAGAACGAAACCGAAACUAACAAGAGUCCAGGUUUGAUGUUACAAAACUGACAAGAGUUUUCUCCCGUUACUUUCCGAUCUCACGCGUGUAAGCCUUGGACAUCGGCGACAACAUGGGCGAAAUCCAUAGGUUAUCGGCAACCAUUGCCACGAUUUACACGAAUUUCUGGGCGUUUGUUGUGAUGAGCGUCUACACGUUCUCCGAGGGAUGGAGAAGCUCCUGGGAGAAACCUGAUCGCCCCAAAGACAGCCUGAACUACGGCGUGGCUCUUCUUACCUUAUCCCUGGCAUCCUUAGUCACAGGUCUGACAUCCGGGGAUGCUGACGAGCCUUUGUUUCGAGCCGUUUUUCUCUGCCUCACCGCUGUGUGGGCAUCACGUGGCCUGUACCACGUGGUCGACGCUAACUCCACUGUUCCUGUUGUGACAACGAGCGAGGGCUUGUUUCCAGGUUACGGCGCGUUUCUUUGCAUUUUUGUGGUUUUCACUGGUCUUGCUUUAGUUCAGCGUUCUAAACACAUAGCUAUCUUGUCCUUCUGUUUGGCCUUAGCCUGCCUUUUUGAGAUCGUUUCCUUUUGGCGACCCUUAUCCAACGCCACCGGCGCUUAUUACGUUCUGCUGGGCGCCAUUUUGAUCCAGAGCUUGUUUCGUUACAUGAUCAAGCGCCGAUCGGCAUCUGACUCCGAAAUUCCAGAGAGACUCCGCGACAAUCAGGCGCUGUCCAUAGACUACGUUGUUGUUGGUAAUGCGAUGAACGUCGUCUGUUCGGCGGUCUUUGCCAGUCAUGUGACAGGCAUCACUUCGUUUCCUAGUGACAGUUUCGCUUGGGUGUUGGUGCCGGGUCUCCUACAAACCAUCUGUGGGGUCGUGUCUGUCAGACGUUCCGAUGUCUAUCACGGGUGUCACUUUUGUCUAUAUGGGGUCUUCUGGGCCGGCGUAGGGGUCACUUUGGCCAUGGAGUUUUUCCGCGACACACGGACAUCACCACUCAUUGCCGUCUAUAUUUUCUUCAUUGUCGUCUACCUUUGUGCUGGAAUAUUCUCAGCUACUAAAGAGCUGUUUGUUUCUUUCCAAAACAUAGUGUUUUGUUUAUUUUGCUUGGCUCUCUGUACUGAUGGUUUAUCUGGAAGGUUUCUUGGCGCGAUGGGUUGGAUCAACUUCUUGUUGUCUCUGUACGGCUUAGCCGCUCAAUUAACAAGGGUACUGAAAUGUUCGGUCAAACUGCCUCUCGGCAGGCAUUUAUUCGAAUCCAACAGAAUUCAACAAAACAUGGUCGACAAAGUGAGGUGCUGCGCUUCUUGCAUCUAUGGAAAGUUGCAGGAUCAAUCCAAGCAGCCCGCGAACAAGAUGUCGGGAGACGUUAUGUUAGGUUAUUCAAAGUACGCUGAUUUGGACAUGAUCGGUUUUUUCUGCAAUGCGGUGGCAGGUUUAGCCAUUCUCUGGCCGCCAUCAGGAGGUAGUAUAUUUAUUCUCCCCUGGGUUUUUGGUAUUGGCGGAUUUCUUCAACUCCUCGUCGGCUGCGUGUCAUUCUCGCGGGGAAAAACUUUCGAAAGUUGCGCCUUCAUUGUAUUCAGUUGUCUUUGGUUAAUCUGGGGGACAGCCAGGGGAUUAGAUUUCUACGAAGGAGAACAGUGUGUAGCUGUGUCAGUUGGGUGUAUCACCUUCCUUGUAGUCGGCAUUUUACUUCUCUUGCUCUCAGCGGUUGUCAGUAAGGCCUGGUUCGUCACGACUCUCCUCUUUAACAUGGUCUGUAUCGCUUUCCUCGUGGACAGCCUUCAGGUGGAAGCCACCCACUCUUAUGAAGUGGUUGUCAUGAUCAUGUUUGCUGUGGUUUCGUUCUACUGUUUCACGGCAUGCGCACUGAGAUCUGUUACUGGUCGGCCAUUACUUCCGCUGGGCUCACCAAUCAUCAACGUGAGCUAUCUCCACGCUCAUGGUGGCACCGCAAUCUGGGCGAACGCCAAGAGGGACACGGGCGUAUCAAAAAUUGCAGACAUCCUAAACCGCGGAGGGAUAUGUGGGAUACCCUCAGACGUUGUCUACAUCCUCGUGGCUGCCUGUAAACACCCAGAGGCUGUUGAGAGAGCGUAUAACACAAAGAAACAAGCGGAAGAGCGUCCUAUGUCCAUGUGGAUCUCGAACCUGAAACAGAUUGAGGCUGGUAGGGAGUUGUUCGGAGAGCUGACCUGGGCAUUCAUGAAGGAGGUCUGGCCAUCCACCAUUAGUCUGGUCGUCAACAAAGGACCGUGGUUGCAGACGUUAGGAUUGCGUGACGCAGAGAAAUACAUUGGCCGGCCUGACAGCAUUGCUGUGCGCAUGCCUGAUAACACCAUCACGACGCACCUGAUUGACAGGACGGGGCCCGUGGCCGUAAGUUCUGCGAAUCCCACAGGAGAGGCUGAUACUACUCACCACCUGCAGGUGCUCGCUAAACUCGGCCCCAAAAAUUGUGACGGUAUCCUGUGUGACGGACCUUCUCACGAAAACGCCGCCUCCACUGUGGUGGACUGCAGGAAGAUUGAAGAGGGAAAGCUGGGAUUUUUCCGCGUUGGAAUCGUACCGAAAUCCAGAGUGCAAGAGAUCUUUGAUUCAGUCCAAGAGCGGCUCCGCGAGAAAAAGACCAAAGGUCGCUCUGGCUCUAUGAGUAGUAGCAACACCAGCAGUGCGGAUAGCGGAUUGGACGACCAGUCACAAGGGACCAGCGCCCGGGGCAGCCAAAAAGGCAGUCGCAAGAGCAGCAGGAAACUCAGCUUGAGAGGCAGUCGAAGAGGAAGUCAGAAAGGCAAAGUGACCUCUGACAUAGAAGGAACCGUCAACCCGGCAUUCGUGGAUGAUGAUGACAAGAUCAUAGUCCAUGACAGCAACAAACCCGAACCAGUAUCCACAACGCCAGUGUCCGCCAAGAGCGGUUUAUUGUCCAGUAAAGAUCAUUCAUACAAUACAUUUUCGGUAAAUAGUUUAGAUGUCGAUCCGAGAAGAAUCCGAAGACGAGAUUCCACAUCCGGGGAAUCGGAUGUUAUUGAUCGAGAAUCGCAUUGGGAAGAGCCCGCAAUAAUCGGUGAUGAGCGCUUACCGGAAGUACAAGUCCAAGUUCACAGAACGGUUGUCAACCAAGAGGAUGCGACCUCUGCCCUAUAACGAAUAUCAAUCAUAUGUAAUGACAAUAACACACAGCACUAUGGUCAUUGGAGCUCAACAGUCUAGUCAUAACAUGAAAGCCAUCAUCGUCGUAUCUGUCAUAAGUUGCACGAAGUUUACUGUACAAAUACACGCAGUAAACAGUAUAUUUCAACAGUAAACUUACUAAACAAAGCUAGGUUUUCUAAGCACAUCUUAUCCGCAAACGUGUUCACGUCAAAAUCAGUCGGAUUCGACAAUUUGUUCAAUUUAGAAGCUGCGACAAGCUAGUUGCUGUGCCUGUCUUUCUGUCGGUCGGUUAGUCUGCCUGUGGGUGGGACAAAUAUUUGACAUCCUAGCUAUUAACAUUGGUUAUUCACUGAACCAACGGCUUGAGGGCAACACUCCAUCGACUUUUUCCGGAAUGUUGGAGGGUAUUAAUUUUAUUAAUACACCAGGCUGGAUUUGGUAUAUGUAUCUAAUAAUUUAAUUUAACACGCAUAAAAUACCAGUAAUCUCUCGUUUACUAAGCUUAAGUCCUGGUCCCGAUAAGCAGUAAAAUUGACACAAUAACGGCUUAUGUGACUUUAUUGGACCUUUCCUGGUUGAGCAAUUUUUAAUUUAACUUUUUCCAGCCAUUGACUUCCAGUUCACCAUGGUAAAAUCACUUAACCAGAGGCAAUAGGACAAUCUUAUGAAAUAAAUGAAGAAUUAAAUUAAAUCAAAACCCCAUAAUGUUGUCGACUGACAUCAGAUACACGUUCGAUGAUUGUUUUGUUUUUUCUUUGUAUUAAAGUCGAUAUGCGGGGAAACAUAUAGAAGGUGUCAUUAUAGAGCUGAAUCUCUUGCAUGUUAUGUUUCACAAAAUAGUCUCACAGGCAAGUAAUUUAGGCCAAACAGAGGUUUUGAGAAAAGCUGACUGUUGUUAUUCAAAUCAGGCCAACCAGAUCAAAAUAUUAUUGUAAAUAAACGACGUGAUAUUUGUUUUACCCAUUUCUCUGCACGUUAGUACGUUCACACAUGUGUUAAAGAAGACAAAAUUUUGAGAUAUAUGAUUAAUAAUGAUAAUAUAAUAUAUGCAUGUACAAAUGCUGUAAAAUUAAAUUUGGUGAUGUUUAUGCUGAGAUAUUCUAUUUAGGCUAUCUGUUGUAAAUAAAACAUAUUUGUAUAU
This is a messenger RNA of Liolophura sinensis, 5116 nucleotides long. RefSeq lists its product as uncharacterized. The record is from RefSeq and is a predicted model, not a curated record. The coding region runs from base 943 to 3966 and encodes 1007 amino acids. The transcript is spliced from 6 exons. Gene Ontology annotation, molecular function: tRNA binding; double-stranded RNA binding; nucleotidyltransferase activity. Gene Ontology annotation, cellular component: cytoplasm. NCBI's taxonomy places the organism in Eukaryota, Metazoa, Mollusca, Polyplacophora, Chitonida, Chitonidae. Gene Ontology annotation, biological process: regulation of translational fidelity.